Molecule: messenger RNA, 2297 nt
Organism: Xenopus tropicalis (tropical clawed frog)
Lineage: Eukaryota; Metazoa; Chordata; Amphibia; Anura; Pipidae
Product: provisional ortholog of phospholipid phosphatase 3
Exons: 6
Coding region: 88-1008 (306 amino acids)
Biological process (GO): phospholipid metabolic process
Cellular component (GO): membrane
Source: RefSeq, marked predicted
CCGAGACAAGACUGGCACAGAGGGACGUCAUUGGAUAUACAGAGUGACCAACAUAUAAGAAACAAGUGCAGCUCCUUGGCCAGCGACAUGCACCUUACACCUGGUGGGGCCCCCGACUGGUGCCCGGACCCCCGAGUUUUAAAAGUUACAGUCGGGGGUCACUGCGUCCAGAAAGAGACCCGAUCCCCGGUGUCGCGUGGCUCCAGAAGGUACCUGAUCUGCUUGGAUUUGCUGUGCCUCUGUAUAGUCUCUAUACCCUUCCUCAUAUGCGAGUUGGGCGUGGUGGCCCCUAUUCACCGGGGGUUUUUCUGCGACGACACUACAAUCCAAUUCCCCGUCAUCCACCAGGAAACCAUUAGCGACACGGUACUGAUCAGCGUUGGGAUACUCAUCACCGGGGUGACGAUUGCACUGGGGGAAUGUUACCGGGUCAGCCGGCAGAAUAACUCUAAGUCCCGACCCAGAGAGAGCUACUUAGCUGCUGUCUACUGCCAACUCCUUCCCUUCUUGUUUGGUUCUGCCUUGGGGCAGUCCAUAACCAACGCGGCCAAGCUCAGCGCCGGGCGCCUGAGGCCCAACUUCCUGUCGGUGUGCCAGCCGGAAGGCCUGAACUGUACCACCGGGUUCAUAGAAACCUACAGAUGCACCGGGGAUGCGGGAGCCGUGACUGAGGCCCGAAAAUCCUUCUAUUCCGGGCAUGCCUCGUUCUCUAUGUACUCCAUGUUGUACCUCACGUUUUAUCUACAAGUGCGGCUGACGUGGCGUGGCGCUCGCCUUUUGCGCCCCCUGGUGCAGUUCGUUCUGAUCCUCGUGUCCCUAUACACCGGUUUCACCCGUAUCUCUGACUACAGGCACCACCCGUCAGAUGUGGUCGUUGGUUUCCUGCAGGGGGCGCUGGUCGCAUACUGGGUGGCUUUUCACAUUUCCGACCUGUUCCGCAAGAAGAAAUCGGAGUACGUCACCGUCCCUCCCCGGCCCGAGAGCCCCGAAACUUUCACCAACUGCUAGGGCUCCGAGGCACGGCGCGAGAGACAGCUUGGUCUGCGGUCAGGGGGGGCCACGCCCGUCACCUCAGGCAGCACUGCCGACCAGCGGAGCGAUAAAAGGAAGCAGAGCAGGUUAAAGAUGGAAGCCGUGAGGGUUUCGCAUCCUGGCGCGUGUGGCGUAACGGUUGCGGCGCGGACUGACUGUUAUUGGCUCCGCUGAACAUUAUCUCCACCAACCAGGGGCAACACCUGCUCCUUUCUUAGGAAGGAGAAUAUUGUAUAGGGGGUUAAAAUUGCCCCCCUGCCACCCCCCAAAGGGCAUUAAAGAGAUUGACAGGGCAUCAUCACUACAAUAAGUGGGACAUUAACAGCACUUAUGUUCAAUUGGUCCUGCACCAUAACCCCCCCCCCACCCCCCCAGCAGGACCGGGGGCACAUGUAUGUUACAUAUUCUUUCUUAUUGGCACUUUUUGCAUGCAACUUGCUCAUAAAAUUGAAUUCUCGAUGAAUUCACGCGUUUCGCCCCCACCGGAACCGGCCUCAGGCUGCAUGGUCCCCAAUGACCUUGUUACGGCUAGUCUUAAAGGGGUUGUUCACCUUUGAGUUAACGUUUAAGAUGUAGAGAGGAAUAUUCUAAGAAUAUUUGCAAUUGGUCUUCAUUUUUCCAUAUUUGUGGUUUGGUAGUUAUUUUACUUUUUCCAGUUUGGAAUGGCGGCAGUUAUCUGGUUGCUAGGGACUGAGUUACCUUUGCAACCAUGGAGUGGUUUGAAUGAGAGACUGGGAUGUGACUAGGAAAGGACCUGAAUAGAAAAUAAGGAAUAAAAAUAAUUAUAAAACCAUAAAAAUAAAUAAUGAAGACCAAUUGAAAAGUUGCUUAGAGUUGGCCAAUCUUGAAGGUAAACCGCCCCCUUUAAACUCUCCACCAGGAAAGCAGGGAUCCCAAAGCCCCCCCAUGAUGCCCCCCCAGCUGUAACUACAACAAAUCCUGCAUCAAACAGGUCUAACCAAUCGGCAGAACAAACAGCAGAGACCUUCUCCUGCUAUGAUAGUCGCCCGCACCAGUAAGACAUUAUCAGUCGAUACUGCCACCUCCACCCGCUAGGCAGUUUUUGGAGUUAUUACCCAUAACUCCACUCUUUAUGGAGGGCUGGUUUGUUUUAAAAGAAUCACUUCAGCUGCCCGUCACCAAUUGGAGCCUCUCAAGUGUUGGUGGAGAAUGUGCCCCACCAGAAGUGCCAGGGAAUGACGUAUAUAUGUACAUUUGUGGGUGAAUAUGUACAACUGGCUGGCCAGUUCUGCGUAAAACAAAAA